GGAGGACCCUGCCUUGCCCUGCCCAGAGGUGAGAGGUCUCUGUCCAUCGAUGCCGCUGCGCAGCCCAGCAGAGAGAGGAGAGAGACGCCCGCAAGCAUCUGCGAUUGCACAGCCGCCUCCAGCUCAGGCUGCCUCAAGAAGGAAAUGUUCAACCAGAAGAAACUCCGGUUGUAUCAAGUGAUCCAACAUUGCUGAAGUUCAGUUCAACAUAAGAGCCUUUGCUUAUGCCCAGAUUCAUGGCUGUGGUCUGAACCUUGCUCUAGGCAGCACUUGGAUGAGAGAGGCCCCAGGAAUCCUAUGUCUACCAUCUUAGGUUCCACAGAAGAAAUGUGAGGGAGAAAGUUUUUCGUGUAAUACCACACAAUGAAGAACAGAUAGAAGUCCUCAAUUACUUGGCCAGUGAUAUGCAGAUUGAUUUCUGGCGCCCAGAUUCUGUUGCACAAGUGAAAACAGAAAUGACUGUUGACUUCCGAGUUGAAGCAGACCAGUGUUCUGAAGUUGAGAGUCUUCUGCAGCUGAGUGGACUGGAAUAUGAAAUCCUGAUUGACAAUCUUCAGGCUGUACUUGAUCGGCAGUUUGACAACUAUGCUCGGUCAAGUGGAUACAACUAUGAAAAAUACAAUACGUGGGAAAAGAUAGAAGCUUGGACAGCUGACAUUUCUAAUCAGAAUCCAGAUCUUGUUUCUCGGUCACAGAUAGGAACAACCUUUGAGGGACGUCCAAUGUACCUCCUGAAGGUGGGAAGGCCUGGUGCAAACAAAAAGGCCAUCUUUAUGGAUUGUGGCUUCCAUGCCAGAGAAUGGAUCUCACCUGCGUUCUGCCAGUGGUUUGUGAGACAGGCUGUUCGAACCUAUGGAAAAGAAACCAUUAUGACAGAACUUCUGGAGAAGUUGGACUUCUAUGUCUUGCCCGUAUUGAACAUUGAUGGCUAUGUCUAUACUUGGACAAAGUCUCGCAUGUGGAGGAAGACUCGUUCUGUAAAUGCCGGCAGUUCUUGCAUUGGUACUGAUCCCAACAGAAAUUUUGAUGCUGGGUGGUGCAGCACUGGGGCUUCAAAAAGACCAUGUGAUGAUACUUUUUGUGGCAGUGCACCUGAAUCUGAAAAGGAGACCAAGGCCUUGGCUGAUUUCAUCCGUGGACACCUCUCAACAAUUAAAGCUUACCUGACCAUACACUCUUAUUCCCAAAUGCUACUGUAUCCAUAUUCUUAUACUUAUGAUGUAACAAAGGACAAUGUGGAAUUGAAUGGCCUGGCUAAAGCUGCCGUCAAAGAACUAGCUACAGUGCAUGGCACCAAAUACACAUAUGGUCCAGGAGCGACAACAAUCUAUCCUGCGGCUGGUGGUUCUGAUGACUGGGCUUAUGACGAGGGCAUCAAGUAUGCCUUCACCUUUGAACUUCGCGACACAGGCCGAUAUGGUUUCGCACUUCCUGAAUCUCAGAUAAAGCCAACCUGUGAAGAAACAUUGGUUGCUGUUAAAUAUAUUGCCAGCUACGUCCUUGACCAUCUGUAUUAAAAACAAC
Hemicordylus capensis (graceful crag lizard) is the source of this 1524-nucleotide messenger RNA. Its product is annotated as carboxypeptidase B-like. Gene Ontology annotation, molecular function: metallocarboxypeptidase activity; zinc ion binding. The record is from RefSeq and is a predicted model, not a curated record. The coding region runs from base 405 to 1517 and encodes 370 amino acids. The transcript has 13 exons. NCBI's taxonomy places the organism in Eukaryota, Metazoa, Chordata, Lepidosauria, Squamata, Cordylidae. Gene Ontology annotation, biological process: proteolysis.